CAGUUCCUGUGACGUACCAAAAGUCUAAAAUAUUGUCCUUCUCAGUAAUGGCGGCUUCGUUCCCUUCUCCUUCUGGAACAAACAACAAAUGGUACUUCACCCGAGAACAGAUCGAGAAUAGCCCGUCUCGUCGUGCGGGGCUUGAUCCAGACAAGGAAUUGUCCUACAGACAACAAGCCGCGAACCUUCUACAGGAUAUGGGACAGCGACUCAAUGUGUCCCAGCUAACAAUUAAUACUGCUAUUGUGUAUAUGCACCGAUUCUACAUGAUCCAGUCCUUCACCAGGUUCCACCGAAAUGUCAUAGCUCCAGCAACACUGUUCCUGGCUGCAAAGGUUGAGGAACAGCCCCGCAAGUUGGAGCAUGUUAUCAAGGUGACCCAUGCAUGCCUCAACCCUCAGGACCCUUCACCAGACGUCCGCAGUGAUGCUUACCUGCAACAAGCCCAAGACCUGGUCAUUCUUGAGAGCAUUAUACUCCAGACCCUGGCCUUUGAAAUCACCAUUGACCACCCACAUACUCAUGUUGUCAAGUGCACCCAGCUCGUCAGAGUUGUCCCAGCGAGUAAGGAUUUGGCCCAGACAUCAUACUUCAUGGCUACCAACAGCCUACACCUGACCACAUUCUGCCUGCAGUACAGCCCGCCCAUAGUGGCCUGCGUCUGCAUCCACCUGGCCUGCAAGUGGUCCAACUGGGAGAUCCCUGUCUCCACAGACGGCAAGCACUGGUGGGAGUAUGUGGACAAUACUGUCACCCUUGAGCUGCUGGACGAGCUCACUCACGACUUCCUGCAGAUCUUGGAGAAGACACCAAGCCGAUUAAAACGAAUUCGCAACUGGAAAGCGGCAGGUCAGACAGUGAAGGGAGGGAAGUCUAAGGUGCCAGAGGACGGGGACCAGACAGAUGGCAUGAUGAGCAUGAUCUCCAUGUCAUCGUCUGAGACCACGCUGGCCAGCCUCUCCAACCCUUCCUCUUCAUCUUCCUCCUCCAUGGCUCCCAUACUACUGGAGCUCAAGUCGACCCUGGGCAGUGGCUCUGACCAGCCCAACCACGUCGAGCUGCACGCCCCAGCCAAGGUGUCACUGAGUGAGUACCGGGCCAAGCACGCUGACGUCCUGGCUGCUCAGAAAAGGAAGCUGGAGAACAUGGAGGCCAGCGUGAAGAGGGAGUAUGCCUCGGCAGCCCAAGCUCUGAUAGGCCAACAGCAGAGGAAGGAGAAGUACCACCGUGACCAGCAGCAGUCCAGCUCCCACCAUUCCAGCUCAGCCUCCUCUGACCUCAGCAGCCCCUCGCCCAUCAUCCUCAAAAUCCCCCUUGAAAAGGAGAGGGGCGAGCGCAGCUCCCUGAAGAUGCGCCUCCCUCUGGGGACUGGGGGGCACAGUGGAGGAGGGAACAGAGGAGCAGGAGGAGAACAGGACAUCAAAGUGAGAAUCCGGGUGCCUGAGAAAGUACGCAGUGGAGGCUCGGGAGAGGAGGGGGGCAAGAGUAGAGAGGGCAAGCAUCGAGAACGCUCCAACCAUCACCACCAUCACCACCACCACCAUCAUUCAUCGUCGUCUUUGAGCGGUGCUUCCGUCUCUUCGUCCUCGUCACAUAAACACUCAGCCAGUGCUGCUGGAGCUGUAGGAGGAAGCAGCAGCAAAAAGGCCCCCAGUGACUCGUCUAGAAUGAGCUCCUCUUCCUCCGCGUCUCGAAAGAGGACACACUCCACAGAGUCCCAGGGAUCCCACCCCUCCAAAGUCUCUAAGUCCUCCAGGAACUCAGCCCACCAGCUGCCUGCUCUGUUAGCCGCCUCUGGUGCACACUCCCUAGGGGUGCAAACCACUGACAUCCUCCCCUCCCUGGGUCUCCCCUCCCUCCACCAGGGAAACUACUCUCACUCCAAGGGGGACAAGGCUGACACUAACGGACACAAUGCAGGCGGGGGCAGCCAGUCGAAUGAGUACCAGGACACGUUUGAGAUGCUGAACUCUUUACUGAGUGCUCAGGGGGUCCAGCCUGCCCAGCCUCCCAUGUUUGACUACCGGUCUCAGUACGGGGAGUACAGAUACAGCGCAGGGUCGAGGGGGGGCUCUCGACCUCCACCCCUGCCUGCUGAACCUCCACCUCCGCUACCCCCUCUACCUAAAUGAUCCCUGAUGAAGGGGUGAAUUACUGACAGUGUAUCUGUAGAAGCCUCCACAUCAUCCAUAAGACAUUUGCUCUGUGACUUUGGUUCCCUUUGUGUUUGAAUGAAUCAUGUUUUGUGGUUUUCAACUUGACAGCAAAGAAAUGUACUUCUAAUACAUACUUUCCAGUGGUGCAUGUAUAACAGUUUCUCCCUUGUUACAUCAUCAUAUCCAAUCUAUCUGUGGGGCAAUAACAGGAGGUGUGAAAGAAAAGCUUGCAAAAAAAUGAAACAAACAAAAUGAAUUUAUUUAUGAAAAAUGUAAAUACUAUUUUUGAUGUUAUUCAAUUUUGUAUUGUGAUAUGAACUCGAAUCCAAUUUCAUGGAAUGACUGGACCUUAUAUUUUAAACAUGGCUGUUUUUAAGUCAUUUUGAAUGCACGGUAGAAGAAACAAACUUGUCUGAUUCACUUCUUAAAUUGUGUAAGUCUUGCUAACAAUUAGUAUUUUUCAGAAUGUUUUUAAUAUACUAUUUAUUAUUAGUAUUGAAUGCAUUUAGAACAUUUCCUCAAUUUCUUUCCUUUUUUUUGCCAACUGCCUCCCUGGCCCUUUCUGCUGUGUCCUGUUGAAUUGAAGGAUAGUUGAGUGCUCCUUACACAGGUCUAUUUGAGAAUGCAUGUAUUCAAAGCCAUCGUUUUAAAUGUUUUUGGUCACUGAAUCAAAAAAGAAAUCUCAGUUUAGUAAAUUCUAGUUUUUUUUAUUUUAUGUAUCUGCAUUAUUUGGUUAUCACUUGUUUAUAUUAAUAAUGUAAAAUGACUGAAGUGGACAUAAAAUAUUUUUACAUUUAGUUAAAAGUUGCAAAAAAUACUUGAAAUUAAGAAAACAUUUCAGUUUUUCAACUUGAUAUUAAUCUCCAGCACCACCCUAACAACAACUUGAAAAUGGUGCGUUUCUAUGUUUUGGAGUAAAAAAUACAGGAAGAGAAGUGUUUCCAAUGAAGUCAACCAAUUAGUAGGCAAUGCCUACUCAUAUUUGGUUCAAAUCAAAUGAUGCACAUCGACGUCAUUGGGAACACUUAUCUUCUAUCUUUUUUUUUACUACAAAACAUAAAUGUGCCAUUUUCACAUGUUGAUGUUGGGGUGGUGAUGGAGAUGACAAAUAUUUUUUUACAUUUCCCUUAAGGAUUGUAUUUUAGUUUCUAGAUUUUAAUGUGUUGCAGUCAUUGUUUUAAAUGGUUGUAAAAUGUUUGUCAUAAUACUCAAAUAAUUACACUAACGUACAGUGUUUAUACUACAGUACUUAUCUACAUAUUCAUACACAUUUUGAUAAUGGACUGAUUUUGUCUUUUAGUGUUUUGAACAGAAUUCAUACUGUUGCUUCAACUACUGUUUUAACAAUAACUGAUGUCUUCACUCAUACAUUUGGAAUGCAACUGAAAUUCUCUUUUGAGAUUUUGGUAAGGUGCAUAAUCUUUUGUCAAUAUUAUUUCUGGUUUCAUGGCACACCAUAGGGUUGCUUGUGGUGAUCACACAUACUCAACUGAGGGACUUUAGAGGUUUUAAGGUAAGAAAACCUCUGGUACCACUGUGUCAACCAUCACUGUCAACAUUUCAUUUCAGUGUGAAGGACCUGUUCCAUUAAGAUAAUCUUCCCCUUCGUUUCCCAGAUUUGCUGUUUGUCAUGCUUAUUGGUCAAACUGGUAUAGUCUCUCUCAUUAAAUCAUGUUUAAAAUUG
Molecule: messenger RNA, 3840 nt
Organism: Coregonus clupeaformis (lake whitefish)
Lineage: Eukaryota; Metazoa; Chordata; Actinopteri; Salmoniformes; Salmonidae
Product: cyclin-T1
Exons: 9
Coding region: 48-2132 (694 amino acids)
Biological process (GO): positive regulation of DNA-templated transcription, elongation; regulation of transcription by RNA polymerase II
Cellular component (GO): cyclin/CDK positive transcription elongation factor complex; nucleus
Molecular function (GO): cyclin-dependent protein serine/threonine kinase activator activity
Source: RefSeq, a predicted model, not a curated record